Molecule: messenger RNA, 1153 nt
Organism: Eublepharis macularius
Lineage: Eukaryota; Metazoa; Chordata; Lepidosauria; Squamata; Eublepharidae
Product: H-2 class II histocompatibility antigen, E-S beta chain-like
Exons: 6
Coding region: 46-849 (267 amino acids)
Biological process (GO): peptide antigen assembly with MHC class II protein complex; immunoglobulin production involved in immunoglobulin-mediated immune response; immune response
Cellular component (GO): MHC class II protein complex; membrane
Molecular function (GO): MHC class II protein complex binding
Source: RefSeq, a predicted model, not a curated record
CCGAGUCUUCCCUUGGGCUAGAAGUGGGUUUGCUGUGGGGCAGCCAUGGGGCCUGGCCUGAUCCUGCCAGCGACUCUCCUCCUGAUGGUGCAUCUUUGUCUCACCCUGGUCCAUGGAACAGAAGGCAGACUCCCGCCCCCUGCCGCCCGUUUCCUGCACCAGGGCAAACUCGAGUGCCGCUUCGCCAACGGGACUCGGGGCGAGGUGCGCUACCUGCAGAGGUACAUCUACGACCGCCAGGAGUUCGUGCGCUUCGACAGCCGCCGCGGGACCUACGAGGCCGUCACGGAGCUGGGCCGGCCCGAGGCCGACGCCUGGAACAGCCAGAAGGAGACCCUGGACUACCUGCGGGGCGCCGUGGAUCGCUACUGCCGCUACAACUACCGGGCGUGGGAGGGGAUCCUCACCACCAAGGCUCAGCCCACAGUGAAAAUCUCCUUCACCAAGGCAGAGACCCUGUCCCACCCCAGCCUCCUGAUCUGCACCGCGGCAGGAUAUUACCCCUCUGAAAUUAAUUUCAAGUGGCUGAAGAAUGGGCAGGAGCAGACGGAGGGGUUGGGAUACUCGGAGGAGUUCCAGAACGGAGACUGGACCUUCAUGAACCAGGUGAUGCUGGAGACGGUGCCUGAGCGGGGAGACGUCUACACCUGCCAGGUGGAGCACAGCAGCCUAACGGAGCCCAUCACCGUGCAGUGGGAGCCACGGAGGUCGGACUCUGCCAAGAGCAAAGUGUGGACGGGGGCUGUGGGGGCUGUGCUGGGGGCGGUCUUUGUGGCCGUGGGACUCUCCCUCUACCUGAAGAAGAGAAAAGCACUUCCCGCCACACGUGCCACAGGCCUCAUCAGUUAACCCCCUAACAGCUCCAGAUCUUGCAUCCGGAAAUCCUUUUUCUUUAGCAAAAAACAAAAAGAGGAAGACUGAAAGAUCUAAACUCUCCCCUAGAGUCGUCCACCAUCCUGAAUUCUUGUUCUUGAUCCUUCUCAAGUAGCACUUACUGGCUGCCCUCUGGUUAUUAAUUUAUUGUACUGAAGGGCUUGAAUGUUUUUUGAUGUUUUUACUGUUUUAUAAUGUACAAUUUUUAUACAUGUUUUUAAAUCGUCGUAAUAUGCCCUGGGCCCGCCUGUGGGGAUGGCGAAAUAAAAAUCUAAAAUAA